Messenger RNA from Helianthus annuus (common sunflower), 1307 nucleotides. Its product is annotated as WAT1-related protein At3g28050. NCBI's taxonomy places the organism in Eukaryota, Viridiplantae, Streptophyta, Magnoliopsida, Asterales, Asteraceae. Gene Ontology annotation, cellular component: plasma membrane. Gene Ontology annotation, molecular function: transmembrane transporter activity. Bases 82 to 1161 code for a protein of 359 amino acids. The record is from RefSeq and is a predicted model, not a curated record. The transcript is spliced from 7 exons.
UCUUGUCUAUUAAAAAACACCAACCACACGCCAAUUAUACCACUUUCUCUUAGCAACACAACAUAACACACUCCCUGAAACAUGACCGGCGACCGGAGAUACUUCUGUUACAAAGAUGUCCUACCGUUCGCCGCCAUGGUCACCAUGGAGUGCACCAACGUUGGACUCAACACCUUGUACAAAGCCGCCACUCUCCGAGGAAUGAGUUACCAUGUUUUCAUCGUGUAUUCGUAUGCUGUCGCCGCCUUUAUCCUUCUUCCUGCACCCUUCUUCUCCUCCAGAUCGCGGGUGCUUCCGCGGGUGAAUAUAUCGAUCGUUAGCAAAAUCGGGCUUCUGGGAAUCAUCGGGUGUACGUCACAGAUUAUGGGAUAUACUGGAAUUAUUUACAGUUCGCCAACACUGGCUUCGGCAAUUAGUAAUCUUGUUCCUGCUUUUACCUUCAUUCUUGCCGUUAUUUUCAGGAUGGAGACACUAUCUUUUUGGAAAAAAAGUUGCCGUGCAAAAUUAGUGGGCACAAUUGUUUCCGUGACGGGUGCAUUUGUUGUGACACUUUAUAGAGGGCCCAGGCUUAUUUGGGCUCAGUGGUCUAAUUCACCAUCGGGUAAUCUUGGUACUUCACAACCCAAUUGGGCUCUCGGUGGCCUUUUUCUAACCUCUGAGUACAUUCUGGUCCCCUUAUGGUACAUAGUGCAGACGCAAAUCAUGAAGGAGUAUCCAGCAGAAUUGACAGUGGUGUUCUUUUACAACUUAAUAGUUAGCCUUUUGGCUGCAAUUGUGGGGGCUUUUACUGAACCAGAUUCAAGUGCUUGGCGGAUCAAGCCCGAUAUAGCCUUAGCCUCGAUUUUGUGUUCGGGUGUGCUUGGUUCAUGCUUGAACAACAGUGUCCACACAUGGGCAUUGCGCGUAAAGGGGCCAUUAUUUGUGGCAAUGUUUAAACCGUUAUCGAUUGCUAUAGCAGUUGCCAUGGGUGUUAUGUUCCUAGGGGAUGACCUUUAUCUUGGAAGUGUGAUUGGAGCAACCAUAAUAUCGAUUGGGUUCUACACGGUGAUGUGGGGCAAAGCACAAGACGAUGAAGUUAUGAACUUGGAUUCGUCUUCGAUGCCAAAAUCGCCGUUGUUGCAGUACAAGGAUGCGGAUGAUGUGGACGUCGAGAGAAGUUAAAGUAAAACCGUGUUACUAAUAUAAUGUUUAGGUUGAAUGGUACCAUUGUAAAUGAUUUAGAAGCUACAUGUUGCAUAUCUUUUUCCUUCUGUUGAAAAACAAUUGAAGUGUAAAAAUUUUGAUGGAAAAAAAAAUCUUCAACCUUU